Molecule: messenger RNA, 816 nt
Organism: Trichoderma asperellum CBS 433.97
Lineage: Eukaryota; Fungi; Ascomycota; Sordariomycetes; Hypocreales; Hypocreaceae
Source: RefSeq, a predicted model, not a curated record
GGGCUCUUCUGCGAGGCUGCGCCAGACAGACACGUUCUCACGUGACAUUGCGCUGCCACUUAAGCUGCUGCCCUUUGCUUCUCCGCACUGAACCGAUUUGAAACCGACACACAUGGCGAGGGAGGAGAGGCGAUUGAAUGCGAGGAAGAAAUGAAUAGACGCCUGCGUUGGGACGUCUCCCCAACGGCUGAGACACUCUGUCCUGGGGCAGUACGGUCGGUCUUUCGAAUUGGCCGCUUUGUCGUCCAUUUGUCGCAAAACCAAUGCGGGCGACCUGCUGCAGACUGUGCCCUGAAGAUCGAUGAAACAUCGCCAGAUGCGGUGGAUUGUGAUGAGCAGGGAGGGGCGACGGUGUAUCUGGAUCAAGCGAUUGUUUUGAGAAAUUCGCGAAAGCCAUGGAAUCGGCAUUGUGAAGAUAUCCUCACGCCCCUUCUUUCCAAAAUGGCACUAGCAAGCCUAGCUGAGCAUCGCUAUCCCACCUCAGCCACGAUUUCUCUGUUCAGAAUUCUUUGCGAUUACAAUGUUGCGUGUUGCGGCUUCGAAUCGAGCUGUGUGUUGGUGUGUCGAUGCGCCCGGCGCUACGCCCUCCAGGCGACCAGACUGGAUAGCCAGAUGCGGACAAAGACCAUGUCUCUUGUUGUGAAUCAGCCAGUCGCUUCGCAACCAAGAACAGUAACAUCAAGAAGCCUAUGCUAGGAUCUGCCUCUACUGUUGCUGCGCAAAUUCCAAGCCCGGGUCACUCAAGUGAGCGAAUUUGUGCGGGUUUUAUAAUAUGAUAUCAUAAUCUUACUCAUUAAACAUGGCAUUGCCACCGCA